GUAUUCUAUCUGGAAAACAGAGUAUUACGAGAAAAAUAGGAGAAAACUACAAAAAAUUAAUCCAAACACCAAUGCUUUUUCAGCGACCUUAUAUUGGACUGGUGCUGAGUUUACUUUUCAUUGCUGUGGCGUUUGACGUUUCGACGGCCCAUGGAUUGAAGUUUAUCUUUGACGAGGAACCGGAGGUAUGCUUCGUGGAAGAAAUCACAAGUGAUACCAAUUUCAUAACAGGACGUUAUAAUUGGCAUGAUCGCCCUUCCAUUCCCGUAUCUCUUAGCCUCACGCUGUACACCCCAUCCUCACAGGUGGUCAAAACGUUGGAGAUGAAGGCGGAUGAGAACAUUUUUGCGAUCCAAGUCCCUCCUAGUGCCCAACCCGGGGCUUACUUGCUUUGUGCGGCGAUUAGAUCGCCGUGGGAUUACAAAAAAAUCGGUACGCACUCGGAGAUUGCCGUUUCGUUUGACGUGGAUCAGUCGUACACCUCAGUGGUGGAGUCACCCUCGCCGAAGAAGAAGAUGAAAGGCCGUGAUCGAGAAACGAUCGACGGGUUGAAUGUAUUUUCGUUUCGCGACCUUGGGGGUGAGCUCAAAGCCAUCUUGCGGCCCAAGGAGUACCUGGAGGAGCUGCAAUGGCGCGUUCAGACGAUCAACGAAGAGUUGGAUAUUGUGGAACGGAACAUGAUUUAUUCACUGAACCGAGAGGACCGCAUGCGUGUAACCUCGGAGAGUACCUUUACAAGGGUGUGGAUCGCGUCUUUGCUCACAUUGGCAAUAAUGAUGCUGGCGAUCUUCACCCAAUUCCAUGCUCUCAAGUCUAUCAUCAUUAAGAGGAAACUAGUUUAAGAGUAGGUAUUAUUGCAAGGAUUAGCAUUUUCAUAAUAAGAGAAUCGAGGGUUCUCAAAAUAAUGUUGGCAAUAUUGUAUUUGGGAUGAAUUUAUCAAUGGCGAGCUUUCACAAGAGAGGGCUUGAUUGCAACAGUUGUGACUUGCAUGUAGAUAGGGGUAAGUAGGGGAAGUGCGUUGAUGUCUAGAAUGGCGUGAAUUUAUCGCACCAGUGAUGGGUCAAUCAUUUUUUGACUCCCAUCUCAGGUGAAAAUAACAAAUAUAUUGUAAUGGGAAAAGUAAAGGUUUUGCCUGAAUCCAUCUUUUUGUUGAGGGCUUCUUCUCU
Molecule: messenger RNA, 1166 nt
Organism: Phytomonas sp. Hart1
Lineage: Eukaryota; Euglenozoa; Kinetoplastea; Trypanosomatida; Trypanosomatidae
Source: the annotation of a GenBank genome assembly